Messenger RNA from Penicillium cosmopolitanum, 1707 nucleotides. RefSeq names its product GTP-binding protein Obg. NCBI's taxonomy places the organism in Eukaryota, Fungi, Ascomycota, Eurotiomycetes, Eurotiales, Aspergillaceae. The transcript has a single exon. Bases 1 to 1707 code for a protein of 568 amino acids. Gene Ontology annotation, molecular function: GTP binding; GTPase activity. Gene Ontology annotation, cellular component: mitochondrion. The record is from RefSeq and is a predicted model, not a curated record.
AUGACAUACCCUCCUCGAGCUUCUCUGCGUCUCUCUCAAAGGCCCUUCCUCAUCGCACAAAAAGCAUGCCCUUUGGCUCCUCUUUUGAGAACUAUAAAAACGCCCGUUGUUUCCCCAAGAUGGCAAACGACCCAAACCAACAAGCCACCACCCGGCGACGUCACUUCCCAUGAUACCCCAGAUCUGUCGCAUUUAAAUCCAUCGCCCGAAGAUUACUCGCGCUUCAUCUUCCAAGAUAAAUGCCAUGUCACAAUGCAUGCUGGUAGUGGAGGCCAUGGUUGUGUCGCCUACCAGCGCGAGAAAUAUAUCGAAGAAGGCCCGCCGAAUGGAGGUGAUGGUGGAAGUGGAGGAAGUCUCUACAUCCAGGCCGUCGAAGGCAUGACGAGCCUACAUAAACUUGCCCGCAGGGGUAUUAUCAAAGCCAGUCGAGGCAGGAGUGGUCAAGGCAAGAGCCAAGGUGGGAAACGUGGUGAGGAUAUUCUCAUCCAAGUUCCUGUCGGCACUGUUGUGCGCGAGGUGGAGCGUCAUGACCCCGUUGCAGAAGAGCUGGCUCGGAUGCGACGAUCAAGGGAGGAAUCAAAGGAGGAACCGACAGAUGAGGACGCAAUUGAGUUUACACCGGUCCGACACGAUCGCUGGGUAAUCCACCCUGCCGCCAAUCCUGCCGAUUUCCUGACCGUGAAAUUUCCCCGACUCAAACCCCGCCGACAACAUAUCGCCGCGAUGGAACCAAAAGCUCCUAUUUACCUCGACCUGUCGCAUCCAAUGGACAAACCUCUGCUUUUGGCUGCGGGUGGUGCGGGAGGUUUGGGAAAUCCACACUUUGCCACCCAGACCAUGGGUCGACCAAAAUUCGCAUCCCGUGGCGAAGGAGGCAUGAUGCUAGAGCUUGACUUUGAGCUCAAGCUUCUGGCAGAUGUCGGAUUGGUCGGUAAACCGAAUGCAGGAAAGAGUACGCUGUUGCGUUCGUUGACCAACAGCCGCACGAGGAUUGGCAACUGGGAAUUCACGACUCUAACACCUCAUAUCGGUACUGUGAUUGUCGAUGAUCACAAAGGCCGACCGCUCGUUGAGUCGAAAUCUCGACGCACUCACUUCACAAUUGCAGAUAUUCCCGGGUUGGUGGAAGACGCUCAUCUUGAUCGUGGUCUUGGCCUAGGAUUCCUUCGACAUAUUGACCGGGCAGGUAUCUUAGCCUUCGUUCUUGAUCUUAGUGCCGGAGACCCUGUCCAGGAACUGCAAAAGCUCUGGCUUGAACUCGGUGCGUAUGAGAAACUGCGUGAUAGCGGGUCCAAAGAGCCUGUUUCCCAAGAUACUGAGGGGGUGAUCGAUUGGAAUCCGUCAGGAUCAGGGCUUCCGGAGCUUCACCGACCGGUAGACCAAAGUAUCGAGUUACCUAUCGCGGAGGAAGAAUCGACUGGACAGGCACUCAACUAUCAAUCAUCUGGCUCACUGCCCUUCCUUCCCAUGCCACCCAUCCACACGAAGCCUUGGUUUGUUGUUGCGACCAAGGCUGACUUGGAAGACACCCGAGAGCAAUACCAGGCUCUACAAAAGUACCUGUCUGAAGUUCAGAAUGGCACCGUCGAACAUCCUUCUGGCCAUGCGGAUGGAUGGAAGGAGAAGGUGACUGCUCUUCCUGUUAGCGCCAUGCGUGGUGAAGGGGUGUCGCGUAUUCCAAAGUUGGUGAUGCAAUAUUUGGAGUGA